GAAGUAUCAGGUUGCCGUACUUCGACUGUGGGUUGUCACUGUCUAAUAAUAUGACCGUUUUGCCAUCUCUCUGCAAAUAAGGCAGAAGCUGCUACCUGAUUGGUAUAACAUCUCACUUUCCCUCCUCAUUGAUUUUCUUGUUCUCCUCCUUUGCUUCAUAAAAAGAGGGACAAGUGGCUGGUUCUGUGGACAGAGGAGCUUUAUUUUUAGUAUGAGACAACCUCUAUUUUCUUUCAGGAGAGGGAAGUUGGAUUAUAAAUUCUUUUGUAAAUGUGUAUGGUGAUAUUUGCUCCGCUUUUUGCAAUCUUUGCAUUUGCAACAUGCGGUGGCUAUUCAGGAGGCCUUCGGCUGAGUGUGGACUGUGUCAACAAGACGGAAAGUAACCUCAGCAUUGACAUAGCAUUCGCCUACCCUUUCAGGUUGCACCAGGUGACGUUUGAGGUGCCUACCUGUGAGGGGAAGGAGCGACAGAAGCUGGCCCUGAUUGGUGACUCCUCUUCAUCAGCAGAGUUCUUCGUCACCGUUGCGGUCUUCGCCUUCCUCUACUCCUUGGCUGCCACUGUCGUUUACAUUUUUUUCCAGAACAAGUACCGAGAAAACAACCGGGGUCCACUCAUUGACUUCAUCGUCACUGUUGUCUUUUCAUUCUUGUGGUUGGUGGGUUCAUCAGCUUGGGCGAAAGGACUGUCCGAUGUCAAGGUGGCAACAGACCCAAAGGAAGUAUUGUUAUUGAUGUCAGCUUGCAAACAGCCCUCCAACAAAUGCAUGGCUGUCCACAGCCCUGUCAUGUCCAGCUUAAAUACUUCUGUGGUCUUUGGAUUCUUGAACUUUAUCCUCUGGGCUGGAAACAUCUGGUUUGUUUUCAAGGAGACCGGCUGGCACUCCUCUGGACAGAGAUACCUUUCAGAGCCAAUGGAGAAGCACUCAAGCAGCUAUAAUCAAGGUGGCUACAACCAAGACAGCUAUGGGUCCAGUGGUGGGUACAGUCAGCAGGCGAGUUUGGGGGCCCCUGCUGAUGAGUUUGGGCAACAGCCCACAGGUCCUGCUUCUUUUACCAAUCAGAUUUAACAAGGUCUUCUGUGUAUCUUCUGGAGCUAGCCUCACCCAUUUCCAUUUCAGUGGUGAAGUUUUUAAGUUCCCAUCAAUUAUUAAUACAGAGAGUGUUUAAUGUAAAUCAGAAAUCUGUAGUCCUCAUUAAAGCAAAAAAGCUUGGGUCAUGAUAAAUGAUACUUAGAGAUGAGCUGAUGUGAGGAGAUACAUUAUUCAUCAUAGAUGGCUAGUUGGAGAGGACCUUAUUAGAUACACACAUACUUUUAUGGUCAUUUUGUAUGUGUGUUAAGGUUUUAGAAGCAUUUUGUAGCUUAAAGUCUCUAGUAUGUAAUAUGCAUAAGGUAAAUUAAGUAGCACUGAGUUUUCCUAUGCGUUUUGAUGUUUCAAUGAUUUCUAUAAGACGGUUUGGUGUACCACAACAAGCAUGUAUUAUUUUUUAGCUGUAGGCCCUGUAGGACUGUGAGACUUAACUAUUUGUUUUAGAUAAUUACUGUGUAUUUUUUUAAUUUGAUGAAUCAAUGCCCUUAAGAUUUAGUGCAUGAAUAAGCAUUUUCUCAAAAAAAAUGAAUAUUUGAACUGUAUUUAUGAAAAUUUUCCAGUUUGCACCAUAAAUUUGUUAAAUGGACGUUUAAAAUAAGAUAUUCACUACUUUGUAUACUUGCAAAUUUGUCUCUCUGGCUUUACUCAAUCUUGACUGCAUUGUAACUAAGGGUUGGAAUUUUUUUCCCUAUUGGUAGUUAUUCAGUGUUACAUAUGAUAAUUGCCAAAUAUUUAUUCUAUUUACUUAGCUAAAAUUUACAUUCUUGUAACUUUCUAUGGUGUUUUGUGGCUCUUAUCCUACAGACUGUGAGUAAUAGGUCCAGCAACUGUGUUUAUUAAGUGUUGUUUUCUCAGAAUAAUGGAGAUACAGAUAUCAGACACCAUAAUCAAGAAGCUAUCUGAAAUAUUGAUUUAUAACGAAAAUUCUGGAGAAUCUACACUAGCAGGUAAAUUUUUAAAUCCUGAUUGCUUAUAAAGUUAUUAUGUUCCUUGAUUUAAUUAUUAGAAAUUCUCAAGUCAAAGCUCAACUUACUAUUACUAAUUCUGAUUUGAGUAUUAUCCAUAAAUUAAAAAUGACUUCCAUGAACCACUCUAUCCCAAAGAGGGUUCUCAAGAAAUAUUCCCCAGAAUAUAUUUAUUCCCAAGAAAAUGCCAAUCUUCACUUCUAUGUUUAAAUUACAUAGAAAGCUCUGGGCCCAGUAGCAAGGGCAAGCCAAACAUCUGUAUUUCCAGAUAAGAGUUGUUACUGAUUUAUAAGCUCAUGUGAUCUGUGAUGUUAAAAGCAUUUUAGCUUUGUUUCUUAGAUGAUACCUGUGACCAGUUUCUGGAUCCUGUUGAAUAAAUCUGUAUUGUGAUAUUUAUUUGACCUUAAUAAAGUUAUUGCAUACAAUG
Condylura cristata (star-nosed mole) is the source of this 2481-nucleotide messenger RNA. RefSeq names its product synaptoporin (gene SYNPR). Gene Ontology annotation, cellular component: synaptic vesicle membrane; synaptic vesicle. Lineage: Eukaryota; Metazoa; Chordata; Mammalia; Eulipotyphla; Talpidae. Bases 271 to 1068 code for a protein of 265 amino acids. The record is from RefSeq and is a predicted model, not a curated record. The transcript is spliced from 5 exons.